GGGAAUUAUGAAGGUCUGAGCUCUCUUUGCUGUUUCGCUGACCUAAAAUUGCCUGAGGAACGACGAAUUCAACCAAAAUCAAUCGCGCUGGAAAACAAAGACGAAGGAAAUUAUAAUAUAUUUCUCUCUCUAGAUAAAAAAAAAUUAGAAUUUGGACAAUAAGAAUCAGUAACCACUAACUAGGGUUUAGAAAAUAAUAAAAAGAAGAAAAAUUGCUGCCUGUCGGUGGAAAAAUGAAAAUAGAGCAGCAACACGGAGAAAGAUUGUAAGAGAUCUCAUCUUUUUCUUCUUUCCUUCUUGAACUUAAAUUCUUUCUUGCGGAGCCUCAUAAGUGAUGAUCUUGAUUUGAGUUAGUUCAGUAUAUGGCUAUCAGCAGAUUGUGAGCUUCUGAGAGCUCGUCUUUGCACCGCAAUUCUGUAUUUUUUUAAUAGAUUCGAUCACAUCUAAUCACGAUAAGUGAUUUGUGUCUGUGAAGAACUGAAGCGCCGAUCGGUUUGAAAGGUUUCUGUUGUUUACUUUCCGGUAUUAUGUUGAUGACGAGGACGAGUUCUGCUGCAGGGGGAAUUGGUGGACUUUGAAUCGGAAACGUAAUAGUGUUUAUAUGAUUUAUUAGCGGCAGACGUCGGUUGAAGUUCGUAGCAGCUUUUGUGCAAUGGUGUACUGGAAUGUUUGACUCAAAAGGGGAAGCUUUGGAGUUGCAUAGCUGGUCUUUCCUUACCGGGUAUUUAGUUAUGAAUUGAGCGGUUUAUGCAAUUUUAUCACCACCGGGUUGACCAGAAGGGAGAUAGCUUUAGAUUGAAAUGAUCAGAAUACACAAUAGUUGAUUGAAGUUGUUUGGAAGACAAUCAAAUUGGACUUUUUAGCUGAAUGGACUGAUUGCGCAACUCCAAUAAAUGUUGGUUAGAGUGCCACAACUGUACUAGCAUUCUAAGGAUUUAGGACAUAAACUAUAUUGGGAUGGGUUGUCAUUGCUCCAAACUCACAGCGUGUUGUUGGGAUACACAAUUUAAAGGAUCAAUUCUUGAGGCUCCUGAUGUUGAGAAUGAGGGGGGAAAUCAGGUUGACUUGCCUGUAUUCCGUGAAUACACUUUAGAUCAGCUCAGGUUUGCUACAUCUGGCUUUGCUGUAGAGAACAUUGUGUCCGAACAUGGGGAAAAAGCUCCAAACAUUGUCUAUAAGGGGAAGCUGGAGAAUCAAAGGCGUAUUGCUGUCAAGCGCUUUAAUAGAAUGGCUUGGCCUGAUGCUCGACAAUUCUUGGAAGAAGCAAGAUCUGUUGGUCAGCUCCGCAACCGUAGAUUAGCAAAUUUGCUUGGUUGUUGUUGUGAAGGUGAUGAAAGAUUGUUGGUGGCAGAAUAUAUGCCCAAUGAUACGCUAGCAAAACACCUAUUUCAUUGGGAAACACAGCCUAUGAAAUGGGCAAUGCGAUUAAGAGUGGUUCUACAUCUUGCUGAAGCACUUGAAUAUUGUACAAUCAAAGGGCGUGCCCUUUAUCAUGAUCUUAAUGCUUACAGAGUUUUAUUUGAUGAUGAUGGUAACCCGAGACUUUCAUGCUUUGGCCUGAUGAAGAAUAGUAGAGAUGGAAAAAGUUAUAGCACGAACUUGGCAUUUACCCCACCUGAGUAUCUGAGAACUGGAAGAGUAACACCUGAAAGUGUAAUAUAUAGCUUUGGCACCCUUUUGCUCGAUCUUCUCAGUGGAAAACAUAUACCUCCCAGCCAUCUUGAUUGCAUUGAGGUGCAUCAAUUAUGUGGCAAACCUGGAUUGGAGAAAGAAUGCUGGAGUUUGGACUUUCUUUUGGGGAUAUUUUCAGCUCUAGACCUGAUACGGGACAGGAAUAUUCAGAUGCUAACUGAUUCCUGCUUGGAAGGACAAUUUUCAAAUGAUGAUGGGACUGAGUUAGUACGCUUAGCAUCCCGUUGUCUUCAAGUUGAGCCCCGAGAAAGACCAAAUCUCAAGUCAUUAGUGGCUGCUUUGACUCCUCUUCAGAAAGAAACUGAGGUUCCAUCUCAUGUUUUGAUGGGUAUUCCUCAUGCUGCUGCAUUCUCACCUCUAUCCCCACUUGGUGAAGCUUGCUCUAGAAUGGAUCUGACUGCCAUUCAUGAGAUUUUAGAAAAGACUGGGUAUAAAGAUGACGAGGGAACAACAAAUGAGCUGUCAUUCCAAAUGUGGACCAACCAAAUGCAAGAAACAUUGAACUCAAAGAAAAAGGGUGAUACUGCUUUCCGACACAAGGACUUCAGAGUUGCAAUUGAAUGCUACAGCCAGUUCAUUGACGCUGGAAGCAUGGUUUCUCCAACAGUUUAUGCCCGUCGUAGUCUGUCUUAUCUGAUGAGCGACAUGCCCAAUGAGGCACUUGCUGAUGCAAGACAAGCACAAGUUAUAUCCCCUGGGUGGCAUACAGCAUCCUAUCUUCAAGCAGCUGUAUUGUUCACACUUAAUAUGAACAAUGAAGCAUAUGCAGCGCUUAGAGAUGGUUCGGCCCUUGAAGCCAAAAGUAAUGCUGCUCUCGGACAAUAAGUCUAGAAAUUCCUUCACUUAUGACUGGCUUCUUCUGAAGUUAAGCUACAAGGCAUCUGAACAUUCAGGGCAGUAUGAUAAAGCUUCAUCCUAUUUUGAAAUCCAGUGAUAAAAUGAGGGAAAAAAAAAAGAAUUAGUUGCCCUAUAUUUUCAUUGUGCAUGAAGGGAAGCUUUUAAAUGAUUCUCUGGCCUUCUUGCCAAAUGGUCAAUGGGUUUUGGUCUGUUAAAUGAUGGUAAAGGGGGGCUCACUUUUUAUUAAUUCUUUUUCCCAUCUGGUAGAUUAUCCCUCACAAGAGUUGACCAAAGAAUUUCAGAUAUGAGAAAAGAAUUAUCGCAUAUUUAAAGGGGUGCUAUUGCAACAUGUUAGGUUUGUAGAAGGAUAUGAAUGAUGCUUUACAGAACAGAUGGGGGACAAGAUUUGUUAGAAACUUGUAAUUUCUGUACAGCAACUGGUUCUGGUUUGAUUUGCUAUGUGAAAAUGGGUGUAUUCUGGUGUUUUCUUUAUUGUGUU
This is a messenger RNA of Nelumbo nucifera (sacred lotus), 3028 nucleotides long. RefSeq names its product serine/threonine-protein kinase BSK3-like. Gene Ontology annotation, biological process: protein phosphorylation; brassinosteroid mediated signaling pathway. The record is from RefSeq and is a predicted model, not a curated record. NCBI's taxonomy places the organism in Eukaryota, Viridiplantae, Streptophyta, Magnoliopsida, Proteales, Nelumbonaceae. Gene Ontology annotation, molecular function: ATP binding; protein binding; protein kinase activity.